Molecule: messenger RNA, 9766 nt
Organism: Drosophila miranda
Lineage: Eukaryota; Metazoa; Arthropoda; Insecta; Diptera; Drosophilidae
Product: CCR4-NOT transcription complex subunit 1
Biological process (GO): nuclear-transcribed mRNA catabolic process, deadenylation-dependent decay
Cellular component (GO): P-body; CCR4-NOT core complex
Molecular function (GO): molecular adaptor activity
Source: RefSeq, a predicted model, not a curated record
AAAACAACUGUUUUGGGUGUUUUCCCAGUGGUUUGUCGAUCGAAUCUUAAAAUUUCGAAUUUAAAAGAAUAUAAAAGUAAAAAGUGUAACGUGGACAGCGAGGCUCGCCUGAGGACCUGACGAACCGGAGCCAAGAAAUAUAUCUCUUUGUGCUUGUGUGUGUGCGCGAGUUCAUUUCUGUAUUUGCUGUAGGUGUGCGGAUUGAUUCAUAUUAUUUUAUUACGUGAGCCAGUGACAAUAUUUCGACAAUACAAGGACGAGGCAGUUUUAGUUAACGAACGAAGGCCGAUUCUACAUCCAGAUCUUUUUAUCGUUCAAAGUGUGUAAAUAAAUGCUCUUUGUGAUGUAGAGCUGCUGAAGGCCCCCUUCCCACCCGGGGGCCCAGCCAUAGCCAUGCAAUGAGAAUUAAUACAUACAUAAAACAAAACUACGUAAAAAAAAGAAAACAGUCGGUAUACUAGAUAGCCUUUUACGCCGCAAUUGAAAAAAAAAUCGGCAGCAAGAAGAAGAAACAAACAUACGUCAAAUAUCACCAAUACAGUGGCAUUGGAUGUGUCGCGUAUUCGAAAUUUCUGGCUGCCCCACAAACAACAACAACAACAACAAGAUAACUCCCCCGACAUCCGUUCAAGAAUUGACAAUUGCUACGUAGAAUUAUGAACGUAGAGAACUUGAAAACACCGCCAACGCAGCUUCGUAAUUUGGUCAAACACGUGAACAAGCGAAAUUUUAAUGAAACCAGCCAGCAAAUAAACCAGUUCAUCAAAGACCACGGCCUGGAAGCUGAUCGUAGCAGUCUGCGCUAUCUGUUCACUGCGAUCAACUUCAGUGACCUAUCGCCGACCGUCACCGUCCAGUUGCAAGCCAAAUUACUCGGUGGCCAGUUGCAGCGGCAGUUGCAAAGCUCCUCGUUUGUGUCCAACAUCUGCUUCGCGUUUGACCAGCACUUUGCCAACAGCCAAAAGUCUCUUAAGCCGUCUGAGACAGCAGAGCUCAUUGGCCAGGUGUGCAGACUGACCGGCAUAAACAAGCUCUGCGAGUGCGUAUUUGCCUUGGCGGUGACCCACUCGUCGCAUCCAGAGCUUCGAGAAUCGGCCAGAGACUGCUUGCGAGGCUCCAUAACCGAGCUGCUCGAUUCCUAUUUGGGGAACAACAACAGCUCCUCAGCUACCAGUGGGCUGCAAGAUAUAUCGAUCGAUCUUCUGCAGUAUUUGCUGUGCUGCCUCAAGAAAUACGUGACGCCGAAGCUGCACGAGCAAUUUUUGAUCAAACUACGUGAGGAGUUUCCGCGGCAGGCGGUGCCUUUGAUUUUGGCGCCGUUCCUUUACGGCUCAACGACGGCGGCGACCUCGAAUCCAGUUGGGGCCAACGCCAGCGAAACUGAUGCAGAGGCUGAGGCAACGACAACGACAGAGACAGAGACGGCCAGCAGCAGCAUCAGCCCCAGCACCAGCAGCAACAGUUGCGGCACGGAUGCCUUGAAUGAGGUUGGAAUCGAGGAUAUCUAUGAUCAUUUAAGCGAAAUAAUAUUCACAAACCAGGGUAAAAAUAAUAUUAUGGACACAUCUUGGAUUAAUAUAAUCCUUGAAAUCGGUUACGAAUUUACAUCGAGCGUCGAAGAGUGUAAAAAUCACCUGUGCUCUCGCGAACGAGAGCGCACCGAACUCCAGCCAAAAGAUGUUGCCAAAAUCGUUGGUCUCAUGUGCCGGCGGCACUCGUCUUUGCUCGAUUGUAAUGUUAAUCUACCGACGCCAGCUAAUUUCUGGCCUGGACAAGGUCAAGGCGGUGGCAGCAACAGUAGCGGGGGCUCGUCCCAAGCACAGGCCACAGCGCAGCAGGGACAGAACUCAAGCAGCAACAGUAACAACAACGAUGGAGCCAGCGACGGUGGAGGCAGCUCGUCCAGUGAUAAGAAGGACAAGAAGGAGACGACAGAUGCCACACAGACAUGGAAGCCGGAUGUCUUUGUGCAGGCACUCAAGGAACUGGUGCCACAGCUCAACUGGAAGGACGUCUGCAUUGAGCUCGAUCAUCCUGAGUUUGUGGUGAAGGAUCGCAUCGGCUUGGACCUGCUGUUGACAAUUAUGCGACUGGCCACCCAGUCGAACAUCUUUCCACAUCCAGAAUGCAUUUACCGCCACUGGGCCAACACGGAGGGACAGCUGUCGCUGAUCUCGACGCUGCUAAAGAAUCCGGAUCUGUUCUCCUUUGCCGACUUUGUGUUCAGUCAGCCAACGCUGGAUGUCCUGAAGACGGCACCGGAUGCGGACAACAAGGAGAUUUCGGCCUGGAAGUCCCUCCACCUUGUCGAGGUCCUGCUCUCUAUUGCGGACAAGGGCUACUACACGCAGGUCCAUGAGCUGUUCAAGUUCCCUGCACAGAACUGCCCGGACGUCCUGUUUUUGGCACUGCUGCAUAUAAAUCCACCACUGACACCGCUGCGGCAGGACUUGUUCAAUUUGUUGAUACCGAUGUUCCUCAACAAUCAUCCCAACUCGAAUGUGAUCCUGGCCAGCGCCUGGAGCUCGACCAACUUUUCGCUGCGGCCGAACAUUAUGAACGCCAUGUCCGAGUGGUAUCUGCGCAGCAGCGACUUUGAUCAGGUGAAGCUGUCGCGCAUUCUCGAUCUCGCGCAGGACCUGAAGGCGCUCUCGUCGCUCCUGAAUGCACGCUCCUUUCUUUUCAUCAUCGAUCUGGCUUGCCUGGCCUCCAGGCGGGAGUACUUGAAGCUGGAGAAAUGGCUGACCGAUAAGAUCCGCGAUCAUGGUGAGCCCUUCAUGCAGGCCAUGAUAAAGGUGCUGCUGCGGCGCUGCCCACAGGUGGCCAAUGCCAAGGUGCCCGAGGAACAGUUGCCACCGAAACAGGCCCAGCUGCUGCCCGAGACGGUAACCACGAUGAUCAAUUGCCUCCAGACGUGCAUCAACAGUUGCAUGCAGCCCGAGCUGGUCGAGAUGAUCAUGCAGAUGACCGCCAAUGUGGCCAUUAUGGCGAAUAAGGCACGUGCCCAACAACAGCAGCAGCAGCAGCAACAACAACAACAGCAGCCCGGUCUGGUGCCGCCACCGCCGCCGAGUAUUCUGCGUCAUCGCGGGAUGGAUCUACCCGGUGGCAUUGUUCCCCCAUCACCGCAGCAGCAGCAGCAACAGCAGCAGCCCUUCUCCGGCAGCCUCAAUGCCCAGCAAAUGUUUGGCCCCGGCAUGGAUCCACUCACCAAUAUGUCGAACAAUCUGGCAGGCCUCAAUCUGAGUGGACCGAAUGGAGCCUUCAACUUUGGAAAUAUGUUAACAUCUCCGUCCCGCCUGAUGGGUCCCGGAGGCAGCCCCUAUCCUCUGAAUCCCAUGCAGAUGCCGCAGCCUCUACCGCCGCCACCGAAUGUCGGAAAUCUGGGUCGCAUGAUACCCGGGGGACCGCAACAGCCGCCGACACCAUCAUCGGCACCGCCGACGGCACCCAAUCCCAACAAUCCGGUGAUGGCUGACCUGCAGAUUCCCGUGUCCAAGGAGGUGGAGGAUGAGGUGAACUCGUAUUUCCAACGCAUAUACAACCAUCAGCCCAAUCCGACGCUCUCGAUUGACGAAGUGCUGGACAUACUGCAGCGCUUCAAAGAGUCCAGCAAUCGACGGGAGCAGGAGGUCUUCCUGUGCAUGCUGCGAAACCUGUUCGAGGAGUAUCGCUUCUUCUGCCAGUAUCCGGAAAAGGAGCUACAGAUCACCGCUCAACUGUUUGGCGGCAUCAUAGACCGCAACCUGGUGCCCACUUUCGUGGCGCUCGGUCUCUCGCUGCGCUGCGUCCUGGAUGCCCUGCGCAAGCCAGACGGCUCCAAGCUCUAUUACUUUGGAGUGACGGCCCUCGAUCGGUUCAAGACACGACUUCACACAUACAACAAGUACUGCGAGCAUAUCCGCUCCAUUCCGCACUUCUCGGACUUUCCGCAGCAUCUCAUCCAGUAUGUGGAAUAUGGGAUGCACGGCCAGGAGCCGCCGCCGCAUAAGCUGGUGGGCCUGAGCAACACAAUCUCGGCCCUGGCCACAGGACCACCGACGGAACCGCUCUAUCGCACCAGUGCCAUGCAAGGCCAUGUGCCGGCAACUGCAGCUCCCAGCUCCGGCCAGAAGACCGCUGUGGCUGUGUCGCAUGCCACACGUAUGAAGUCUAUUGCCAAUGCGACAAAUAUCGACACUCUGCUGGUGGCCAAUCAGGAGGAGAAGGUGACGGUGCCGCCGGAACCGGUGCAGGACAAGACGGCCUUUAUAUUCAACAAUCUCAGUCAGCUGAACAUACCGCAAAAGUGCGAUGAGAUCAAGGAGAUUAUGACCCAGGAGUAUUGGCCAUGGCUGGCCCAGUAUCUAGUCCUCAAGCGAGCCUCCAUGGAGUUCAACUUUCACACGCUCUACUACAACUUUCUGGAUGCGCUCAAGAACGGCGAGAUCAAUCGUUUUGUGACCAAGGAGACGCUGCGCAACAUCAAGGUGCUGCUGCGCUCCGACAAGGGUGUGAUCAACUUCUCGGACCGCAGUCUGCUGAAGAAUCUCGGCCACUGGCUGGGCAUGAUGACCCUGGGUCGCAACCGACCCAUUCUGCAGCUUGACCUCGAUCUCAAGUCGCUACUGGCCGAGGCCUAUCACAAGGGGCAGCAGGAGCUACUGUUCGUUGUGCCUUUUGUGGCAAAGAUCUUGGAAUCGUCGGCAAAGUCGAAAAUCUUCCGUUCCCCCAAUCCCUGGACAAUGGGCAUCAUGUAUGUGCUGGGGGAACUGCAUCAGGAGCCGGAUCUCAAACUGAACCUCAAGUUCGAAAUCGAAGUUCUCUGCAAAACACUCAAUCUGGAGUUGGCCAAGUUGCGGCCAGUCAUCUACCUGAAGGAUCCAACCCGGGCCCUGCAAAUCGAGCAGCAAAUGUCCCAGCCGAAGCCCAAGCAGACGGAAUCUGUGCCUUCGCCGGCAGCAAUCCAAGCGAUCCAACAGCCACCGCCGCCGCAGCAGCAGCAACAACAACAACAGCAACAGCAACAGCCGCCACCACAGCAACAACAGCAGCAGCAGCAGCAACAGCAACAGCAACCUCCUCCACCGCCUCCAGCGGAGGUGGAUGCCGCCCAGGCAGCAGCCAUGAUGAUGAACGCUGCUGGAGGAGGCUCGAACAACGCAUCAGGAUCGGUUGCCUCGCCCAGUCUGCCCAUCGAUCCCAGUCAGGUGUCCCUGCCACCGCCAGAGCCACGCUACUCUUACGUGGAGGUCAACGUGACCAACUUCCAGCUAAUAGCCCAGCAGCUGGUGCUGCCACCCAACAUACCCUUCCUGCACGCCAAUCCGGGCAUCAAGCACAUCGUCAUCAAUGCCGUGGAGCGCACCAUUACCGAUUGGCUGCAGCCCGUCGUGGAUCGCAGCAUCCGCAUCGCCUGCGCCACCACGGAGCAGAUCAUACGCAAGGACUUUGCCCUGGAUGCGGAUGAGAACCGCGUGCGCACUGCUGCCCACCAAAUGGUGCGCAAUCUUGCUGCCGGCAUGGCCAUGAUUACCGGCAAAGACGAGAUCGCGCGCGCCAUUAGCCAGAAUCUACACAAAGCCUUUGUGUCGGCUCUGACGGGCAUGCCCAGCCUCUCGGAAAUUCAGGCCGCCUCCAUGCAGCUGGCCAGCGAGAAUGUGGAGCUGGUGUGCGCCUUCAUCCAGAAGACAUCGGCCGAGAAGGCGGUCCUCGAGAUCGAUCGGCGCCUUUCCACCGACAUCGAGACGCGGAAGAUUGCCCGCGAGGAGGGAAAUCGCUUUGUGGAUGCCCAGAUCUUGAGCUAUCAGCAGGAGCGACUGCCGGAGGCUGUGCGCAUCAAGGUGGGCGCUGCCCCGGCCACACUGUAUGCGGUAUACUCGGAGUUUGCUCGCACCAUUCCGGGAUUCCAGCAGAUGAGCGACAGGGACAUUGCCCUGUUCGCUCCCAAGCCGCAGGACCUGCCACCGCCGAAUGUGUUCGCCAACGAUGACAGCAGCAUGGUGUACGCCGAAGUGGCCGCCAAAAUGGAGGCCUUUAUGAACACGGCCAUUAAUGUGCCGACGCUGCAGCUGCAGGCCGGCAAAAUGCACAUGCUCCUCAACGCCCUGAUGUCUACGCGUCGUCUGCGCGAUCAGGAGUCUGCGUUCAUUCUGCUGACCCGCGCCGUCGAGGGUCUCACCGAGGGACUCAUCAACGUCCAGGAGCACUUGGAGCAGAUGAAGCUCUAUCGCGACAUUCACCUGCGCAUCCUCAGUCUGCUGCACAACAGCUUUGGGGCCCCCAACACCGAGAGAGCGGUGACCAAGUGCUUCUUCGAAAUCCGCGAGGAAGCCCGCUUCAACGUGGAGGCCGCCCGUGCCCUGAUCACUGCGCACUUUGUCAACCUCAAUCAGUUCGAUGGCAUGCUGCGCGACUGCAUGGACAAUGGCAACAAUUACAUGGCCAUCUCGUUUGGAAUUGGUCUGAUCGAGCGCCUUAUUGUGGAGGAUCGGGCCAUUAACAUUGUGUCCGACAACGAGUUCAUGGCCACCGUCGAGCUGCUCGGCCGCCUCACCCAACAUCGCCAUCGGUAUCCCGAGUGCAUUGUCAAUGCCAUCGAUACACUGUGGUCCGGCAACUUCAACUCCACCGCUGACUACAGUCAGUUCAAUGCCAACGAGCGUUCUCUGGCCGGUGCCUCCCAGUACAUACACUCCGGCAUGCUUCACGUUAGGACAUGCGACACAGACGAUCCGCCAGGCUUGCAGGAGAAGACCGAGUUCUUGCUCAAGGACUGGGUGGCCCUCUACGCACAGCAGACCCAACAGACGACGCGCGAUGCCCGGAACUUUGGGGCCUUUGUCCAGAAGAUGAACACCUAUGGGAUACUAAAGACAGACGAUUUGAUCACACGCUUCUUCCGGCAGGCGACGAACAUCUGCACGGAUGUGGUGUACCGCAUGUUUGCGGAUCCGAGCAUGCCCAUUAACCAGGCGAAGAACAAGAUAUUCCAGUGGAUCGAUGCGUUUGUGCAUCUGAUUGCGAUGCUCGUGCGACACUCUGGCGAACCGGGUAACCCCACAACCAAGAUCAACCUGCUGAACAAGGUGCUGGGCAUUGUGCUGGGCACACUGCUCAAGGAUCACGAGAUGCGUGGCGUUAGCUUCCAGCAGGUGGGCUACCACCGGUUCUUCAUGAUGCUCUUCAUGGAGCUGUGCUCGGCCGAUGUCAACCUGGACGCGCUGAUGCACAGCAUUGUGUCGGCCUUUGCCUACACAUACCACCAGCUCAAACCCAGUGUGGCGCCCGGCUUCUGCUUUGCCUGGCUGGAGCUCAUUUCACACCGCGUCUUCCUCGGCCGGAUACUCGUUCAGAUACCCGGCCAGAAGGGCUGGCCACUGUACGCCCAGCUGCUGCAGGAUCUUUUCAAAUAUCUGGCCCCAUUCUUGCGCAACACGGAGCUGGGCAAACCCGUGCAGCUCCUCUACAAGGGCACCUUGCGCGUCCUUUUGGUGCUGCUGCACGACUUUCCAGAGUUCCUGUGCGACUAUCAUUUCGGGUUCUGCGACACCAUACCGCCCAACUGUGUUCAGAUGCGCAACAUCAUCCUGUCGGCAUUCCCGCGCAACAUGCGCCUGCCCGACCCCUUCACGCCCAACCUCAAGGUGGACAUGCUCUCGGACAGCAGCAGCCCCAAGGUGCUCAGCAGCUACAUCUUGAACAUCAAGCCGCCGAACUUCAAGAAGGACCUCGACUCUUACAUCAAGGCACGCGCCCCAGUUACCUUCCUCUCGGAGCUGCGCGGCCAUCUGCAGGUGACCAGUGAGCCGGGCACCCGCUACAACAUGACACUGAUGAAUGCCCUGGUCAUGUAUGUGGGCACACAGGCGAUUGCACUCAUCAGGAACAAAAACUUUGUGCCCAACACUUCCAACAUAGCACACAGCGCGCACAUGGAUAUCUUCCAGAAUCUGGCCGUUGACUUGGACACCGAGGGUCGCUAUCUGUUCCUCAAUGCGAUUGCCAAUCAGUUGCGGUAUCCCAACAGCCACACGCACUACUUUAGCUGUGCCGUCUUGCACUUGUUUGCCGAGGCAAACUCGGAGGCGAUCCAGGAGCAAAUCACGCGUGUUCUACUCGAGCGUUUGAUUGUGAACCGGCCGCAUCCGUGGGGUCUGCUCAUCACCUUCAUUGAGCUGAUCAAGAACCCCAUCUACAAGUUCUGGGAUCACGAUUUUGUGCACUGUGCUCCGGAGAUAACCAAGCUCUUCGAAUCUGUGGCUCGCUCCUGCCUGGCCAAGUCGAACGUCACCCAGCAGCUGAACAUGGCCAUCGUCGAUGGAGAGAGCCAGGAGGUGGGCAACAUUAACUGAGAAAACGCUACGGUUCGCCGCUUCUGCCAGCAGGUCUGUGCCCUUAGAGGCAGACGCAGGCAGUAGCCCCCAGCCCCAUGCCCCAUCCCACUGCAAGCAGCCGUUAAUUGAACUCUACCAUUUAUUAUUCUAUUUAGUUGUUAGUAAAUCGUUUUUAAGGAAAAAGUCAAAUUACGCAGAAAAAACAUCAUAAGCCACAAAAACAGAACCAGAAACCGAAACAAUAAGAACAGCAGGCCAGGCCUAACUGCUGUGGUCGUCGAUAAGAAACGAAAUCCCGAAACUCGAGCAAGAGGAAACGAUUGUAACAUUUUAAAUGCACCUCUUCACAAACAAAAACAAAAGUAAGAGAAUGUUAUAAAUUUUUAAUAGAAAUGUAAAAAAAAAAACUGUUGUAAAGUAAUCAAAAAAGAAAAAACAAAAUGAGAAAAAAAUCGAGAAAAGAAAAAUGAAAAAUAUUUUCAACAAAAAAAUUGCAAAAACGUACAAUGAAAAUGUGAAAAAACUAACAAAUGCGAUGUAAAUAUGUAGAUGGUUGUUGCUACAGACUUAAUAAGAACAAUCAGAGGAAAAUCCAUAAAGAGACGGUAGCAACAACAACAUUUUAUAUAUGUAUACAUACAAAUUCAUUCAUGAACAACCACACAAAGAUGAUAUACCCUAUGGCGCCCACUCUCAAACGGGCGGGAUACUGAUAGACAUAAAUCGAAGUAGAGGAAGAAUAAUUGUAAAAUUCUCAAGUCAAGUCCCUUAACUCUAUGAUAUAUAUUGUUUUGUCACAUCUAAACCUAAACCUAAAACAAGAGGUUCUUCAGUUAGUUCUCAUCGUUUACUGUACUUUAAUUUUUUAAAUGUGCCGACAAAGCCACAAAAAUCAAUCCAUGCCUGAUCUUAUAUUCAUUGUAUACUACUACACUACGUUGUUGUUUUUUAAUAUUUUUACAAUUAUUUACUGAAAUGGGAAUAUGCAUUGGACUCCAACUCCAACCUAAGAUUGUAAGCCCUGUAAUCGUCAUCCCUUGUAGAGAUAGAGAUAAUGGUGUGAGAUCAGAGUAUGCAGUAUGCAGUAGAGAGUGUGGCAAACAGUCGUAGCAAUUAUCUAUAUAUAAAUAUAUAAAAAUUGUAUUUCUAAAUAUAAAUACGUAAUUUGUAAAUCAAAUCGGUGUUGAUUGUGGCCGUCGGAGUGCAACUGGAGCGGAUGGAGGCAGUGGAAGAUAGUGAACAGCGCCAGUUAGGACUAUCUUGAAGGUUACUGCAGCAGUACUGUCGCCCCUCUCUCUCACGCACCCACUGCAGCAGCGAGCAAAGCCCAACUUUAUUAGUUUAUAUUAUACAUACAUUAUAUAUAUAUACACAUAAAUAGCAACCAGAACAUUCAUUGUAUUUACGCACGUUAAAUUGUAUUUUGAAUUAAACUGAAUUGAAGCAUCAUU